This is a messenger RNA of Strongylocentrotus purpuratus (purple sea urchin), 9655 nucleotides long. Its product is annotated as homeodomain-interacting protein kinase 2. Gene Ontology annotation, cellular component: nucleus; cytoplasm. Gene Ontology annotation, molecular function: ATP binding; protein tyrosine kinase activity; protein serine/threonine kinase activity. The record is from RefSeq and is a predicted model, not a curated record. NCBI's taxonomy places the organism in Eukaryota, Metazoa, Echinodermata, Echinoidea, Camarodonta, Strongylocentrotidae. The transcript has 15 exons. Gene Ontology annotation, biological process: peptidyl-threonine phosphorylation; peptidyl-serine phosphorylation. The coding region runs from base 405 to 4772 and encodes 1455 amino acids.
UUCCGAAGAAGACAUGUUGAUUAGAUGGCGAAAUGCUGAGAGAAGAGACACAGGGCCAAAACAAGACAAGAUUUUUCGGCAAAAUUGCCCUGAAAAUGCACGGAAUAAGGACUCAGCAUCUUGAAAGGACACGAACGUAUUAGUAACAGCACGCCAAUUUGGAUUUUUAGUGGAAGUAGACGAAACAAGUACCGUGAGAGUGGAAAAUAAGGUAACAUUUGCUAACAACGUGCUCGGACAUCGUGAGGAAUUCGUCGCUGGGGAAUGCACGCAACACACGCGAAAGUCCAUUGUUCGAAGACAUUCUAUCUUUCGCGGGUUCAUAGAAACGGAAUUGUAAAUGCCCGUGUGUCGUCAAACAGGGCGAUGUUUUCAAGAUUAAACUGUCGAAAAACUACCACCAUAUGCAAGGAAUGUCAUCCCUCAACCGGAGUGCAAACUUUGGUUCACAAUCCAGCGCCUUCUGCUCCUUCAAGAAGGGUCACGUCGACCAUGUCGCCGCGGCAACGCAUCAGCUGCGGCAGUCCGCAUCCAACAACAAUGACGUCAUAGUAACCACCAAUCCCCACACAGGGGUCUCCACAUCCACAAGCACUUUACGGACAGUCCCUUUGACAGACUCAAAUUCACAGGACCCACUGCCCUUGGAGUCGACCUCCAAGAGCAGUGGGUCUUCAUCGUCCCGAAGAACUCAGAACGUCAUUCAGGCGUCGACGGUAAGGCUGUUGGAUACGUACCAGAAAUGUGGGUUGAAACGGAAGAGCGAGGAAAAUUUGGAUAAUCAUCGUCAGUACAGCAGCACGAGGCAUGACCGACACGAGCGCCAAGAACGAACUAACCGGAAUGAUUACAAAGACAGGACGGAACGAAGCGAGAAACAUGAGAAACCGCAUACAUCUAAUCACUCAAGUAAGGCAACAACAAGUAACGCCAAUACGGCAACAAACUCGAAUAAGAAUGCGAACUCGUCGAAGAAGAGUUCGUCGGGCGGGGAAGGCGAUUAUCAGUUGGUACAGCACGAGGUGCUGUGCUCGUUAACGAACAGUUAUGAAGUUCUGGAGUUCCUGGGAAGGGGGACGUUCGGGCAGGUGGUCAAGUGCUGGAAGCGCGGGACCAACGAGAUCGUUGCCAUUAAGAUCCUCAAGAACCACCCCUCUUACGCGCGGCAGGGUCAGAUCGAGGUCAGCAUCCUGGCGCGGCUGAGCGCCGAGAACGCCGACGACUUCAACCUGGUGCGCGCCUACGAGUACUUCCAGCAUAAAAACCACACGUGCCUCGUGUUUGAACUCCUUGAGAAGAACCUCUACGACUUCCUCAAGCAGAGUAAGUUCCGCCCCCUCCCUCUGAAACACAUCCGCCCCACCCUGCAACAGGUACUGGUAGCGCUUCUCAAACUCAAGACCCUAGGAUUGAUACAUGCGGACUUGAAGCCUGAGAACAUCAUGCUGGUCGACCCCGUCCGGCAGCCAUACCGCGUUAAGGUCAUUGACUUCGGGUCGGCGAGUCACGUCUCGAAGGCAGUGUGUUCAACGUAUCUCCAAUCAAGAUAUUACAGGGCCCCGGAAAUCAUACUGGGACUCCCGUUUUGUGAAGCCAUCGAUAUGUGGUCCCUUGGAUGCGUGGUCGCGGAGCUCUUCCUCGGCUGGCCGCUCUAUCCGGGAGCCUCGGAAUACGAUCAGAUCCGUUACAUCUCCCAGACGCAAGGCUUGCCAGCUGAACAUCUGCUGAGCGCAGCGACCAAGACAACGCGCUUCUUCAAGAGGGAUAUCGAGUCCAACUUUCCACUAUGGAGAUUAAAGAACCCUGAGGAGCACGAGACAGAGACGAGUGUGAAAUCCAAGGAAGCGAGGAAGUACAUCUUUAACUGCCUGGAUGACAUCGCUGGGGUCAACCUGCCGACUGACCUGGAAGGAAGUGACUACCUGGCAGAGAAGGCUGACAGGCGAGAGUUUGUUGAACUGCUGAAGAAGAUGCUAACCAUCGAUCCGGACAAGAGGAUCACUCCUCUUGAGGCCCUCAACCAUCCCUUUGUUAGUCUGUCACAUCUCGCCGAGUAUGCUCAUUGUAGGAAUACCAAGGCAUCUGUUCGAGCCAUGGAGGUGUGCAAGCGAGGUACCCAGCUCUUCGAGAGCAACCUGCCCAGCGUCCCGGCAAGCUUUGGAGGGGUCAUGACCCCGUCGGCGGCCAGCGCAGGCAACCUCAACAUCGCUUUCAACAACCAGAUCAAUGCAGCCAUUCAGAACCAGGCACACUCGCAGACGUUAGGUACCUCGAUUCGACCCCAGGCGCCCGAGUUCCCGUUCCUUCAGUACCACCUCCAGUCCGGUCCCUACAUCCCGUACCAGCCGCCCCAGAUCGCUCAGAGGGUGUCGCAAAACACCAACCAACCCCAACCUGCAACCACACAGUACCCUAGGCCAGACCCCUUCCAACAGCCCCUGCAGGUGUACCCGGUCCGAGUGGACAAUCACGUAGCAAUGGUCAGUCAGGCCCCUCAACCCCAGAGUUUACAGAUUCAACCCCAACUAUUCACCCAGAGUUCAUCAUUAAGUUCGAGACACACGACCACAGUGGUGGCCCCCAUAGGGCAGAGAGGGCACGGAGGCAACCACUCAAUCCAGCACGUCGCGUUACCGAUGGCUGUGGGCAGCUCAGGAACGCAGCAGGGAUGGCCGCCCAGGCCAGCAGCCCAGGGACAGACAGUUUUCUUACCGAAUGGGCCAGUCCAAUCAUGGCCGCCCAACGGAGGGCAGGUAUUCCUCUCACCAUGGCAACAAGGGGCAGCAGCAGUGACACAGCAGCCAGUCAUUCCGGAGGCACAAACCUUGACUGAGACUUGGAGACGGCAGUAUGUUUCUGCAGCCCCAGUAUCGUGGCGUAGCUCUGACGAAUCGGGCUUCAUCACGACCGAACCCAGCCCCGCCCUCUUCCAUAUGGACGUUGGGGAAGGCACCUUCUACGAUCACGGCAUUGAGAGAGCCCAGUUUCCGGCGGGGCACCACUUCCACCCGAUGAUUCCCGUUACGCCCCAGCACUCUCUGCAGCACUCCCAGACGUGGGGGACCACCAGCAACCUGCCCCAUGCAUCGGCAGCCACCAACAGGGGUGUCUCACAGCACAGGCUGGCCAGGAAACAAGGAGAUAAGAAGACGCACACGGCAUUCAGCAGUAGUCUCUCACCGCAGAAGAUCAAGCGCAUCAAAGGGAACACGCCCCCUAUGUUACAUGCCUCUGAGUCCCGCCCUCAGGGCCGACGGAUGCUCAACACCACCGCCUCCACCACCACCGCUUCGGAGCUGCGUCUUAGCCCCGCCCUGAAGCAGGAGCGGGACCAGGACCCCAAAGGAGAAGGGGGUUUGACCAGCGGCGGGAGAGGAGGGGGGCAGACGUCGUCCUACGCCAACAAGCGGGAACCCAUCGUGAUCCCGGACUCACCGAGCCCAACGCCGAGUGUCAUCACCAUCAGUAGCGAUAGUGAAGAUGAGGUGGUUCGGCCAGCAAAGGGGUGUGAAGAUAAGGGCUGUACAGCAUGCAACGACAACAGCAUCACGCACAGUUGCUCACUAAGCAGCUCCAACAGUAUCCUGAGUGCGAGUCCUGAUGGCCACGCCCGCCACAACAUUGCCUCAUCCCCCGGUUCCUCCUGCUCCUCCCUGAGUCCCUCCCCAAUCACCAAGACAGGCGGGGACGUCGUCAAGGGUAACAGGCCCAACGUGGUGAGCUGCGUGACCAUCCCUGACAGCCCUAACCCCAGCCCGGACACCAGGACGUCGCGGAAGGGUGGCCCUCGAGGAGACGCGGAGAAGCAGAGUGUGACCAAGAGUGGGGCGGGAAAGAAAAGGUCGUUCAGUGAUGUUAAAGAUAAUACGGUGAAGGUUGUCAAUGAGGUUGCUCGGGGGAGUGGGGUUCGAAGAGGUGUUGAUAGGAUUAAAGAAGAGAUUGAUGUUGAUGAUUUUGGGGGACAGGGUAGUGAGACAGCGAGCGGGCUGGUUGGUAAAGCCAGUGAGUUGAGACUGAAGAAAGAGAGGCCAUUGCAUAAUCGGUCAGACUCUUCAAUCGCCUUUGUCAAUCUUCCGUUAUUACAAACGGAAAGGGCUGGAGGCUCAAACGUGGAGACGCCGUCGAUACCACCACAACCGUCAUCAACGGCUGCGAAUAACAAUAACAACUCGAGUAGUAGCAUGUUACCAUCCCUCCCCAUUUACAACAACAGCAACUUGUCAACGUCGGUACUAGCAUCGAGAGAUGCAUCAAGGAAACGUUCAAAUCGGACAGAUCAACCUCAAACCCAAAGAACAAGCAACCAGGUACCCCACUCACAGCUAGGGUUGGUCCAAGAGAGACAGCUGCAUGUAGCACCCAGUGCAGCACUCUCCAGAACGACCGCUGCUCAUCUUGGUAGCCCUUCCCACAAGCCAAAGGCACCCCCACACCACCUGCAGUCGACGUCGCAACUGGUGAGUUACUCCUACGGGAGUACGCCCAUCAGUUCUCCAGGAGGGGCGUUGCCGACCUUGGCGCCGCAUCAGAUCCACUACCGCCCUGCCAACAUUCCAGGCCCCCUCCCGCCGCAGGUGUUGCAUUCGCCCACGGUCCCGCCCCAAGUCUACCACCCCUCGCCCAUCCCAGGCCCACCCCAGCACCAAUACCACCACCACCCUCCCUACAACAGACCUCUCUACGUCCGGUCUCCGUCUGGUAACAUAUACAGUACGUACCCGUUGAGUCCGACAAGGGCGAGACCCUACCAGUACGUCUACCAAGGUGAUUGACUUCUGCUGGUGCAAGACAAGCUCUCCCAGCUGCAUCUCUGAGACUCGGGAUGGGAUGGCAACCAUCUCAAUGAUUGGCCUUUUCUAGACUCGGGAUGGGUCGGGGUGGUGUCUGCAGGGAAUGUCGACACUUCAUCUCUGGCAAAUAACUUCAAUACAACCAACCCAAUGGAAUAAGAACAAUGGAACCAAUCAGGGAAUUGUCAACACUGGUGACACAAUUUGCUAUAUAUGGGGCCAGGGAAUGAAAUUGAUUUGAUUUAUUAUGUCUCACAGUCUCAGUCAACUGUACCUACAAGAACGAAAGUAAUGGAAGUGAUUUUAUUCAGUGAUUUGUUUGAAAUUGUUAGCAAACUCAAUUGCAACCAUCUGUUUCAUGAAAUGGAUUUCGCUCUGUUUUAAAUUAACUUUGAAUUGUGAAAAUGGGCAGGCUUUUUCAGACCUCAUUAUUAAAGCAUAGACUGGAUUUGUAAUGUGUUGACAACUAGGGGGAUUCCCCAAGAAUAUAGCUAGGGGAAUUCCCUUUUGUAAACAUGUAAUGUGGAACUCAGUCUCAUAUUUGCUGUCUAGAUUUCAGUCAGAAUGAAAUCAUAUAUAGUGAAAACAGCAAAUCUUCCAAUAUUAAACACUGUUUAUUAUUAAAUUAUAAUGUAUUCAGAAUAUAUAAUGAGCAAUCACAAAGUAAUGUAAAUGAAAUAAAGAGGUACAUUUUAUAUUAAAUCAAAACAAUAUGUCCGGAAUCAGAACUUGGCUAAUAGCAUAGCUAAUUUCAUGUAGCUUCGUUUUAAUUAAAUGGUUGGCGUAGUCCAAUAUGUAGUAUGUACAAUUUCAAUAAUAUUUUAAUUCUUGAGUACCAUCAAGACCAGUAUAAUAGUGUUGAUAAGCCAGAUGCAUCGUGUAUGGGGAUCAAUAAACAGUUUUGUCUUCAUAUAAUUCAGGGGUUAUCCUGAUAUUUACAAUACGCUGAAAUGUCUUGUUCAACCCUUCAGUUUCAUUUUACCCGUGUCGUAGCGCGAGAAUCAAUUUUCUGUAGCGUCCCCGUUUUAAUUCAUGCAUAGUUGCCAAUUUGAUCGUGUUUAGGAGACCCCGUCCUCGUGUCAAAAGAAACCCCCCAAAAGAGUUUGCAGAGUGCAGCUGGUGGGCCCAUCGCUUGUCUUGCCCAUAUCGUUAUUUUUAAUUUUCCCUGAAAAAAAAUUCAGGGCCUUGUUUUAGUAGUUUUCAGAGAGAGCUCUUAUUUAGAUCGCCGCUACCAGUCUAAAGCCUCUAUGUUUUUUCAUCAGUAUUUGAGGCAUUAUUGCGCACUAGCGCUUUUUAUUCUCUUCUUUAGCAUGCACGCUCUUUUUUCAUUAAUGUUUUUACGGAUUCGAGCUUUUAACCUUCUUAUAUCUUCCCCUUCGUACACGAUACCGUUGUUAAAUUUAGACCUCGUUCUUCUUCUUGUUAACACGUUGGUCCCCGUAGCGUUAUUUCUUUACUUACGCCCUGUCUUUGUAUAAAAAAGUUCACGUUUUGCAAUAUAUAUUUUUUGCCUUUUAACAUAUACCUCAUCGCCUGUAUAUAAAAUGAUAGUGACAUAUUUUUUCCUCCCAAUUUGUAUUUGAGAAGCUUUAAAAGCAUGUAUUUACGGGCAAAAAUCCUUUCCUGCUUUUAUUAUUCUGUUCUUUCAUAGUUGAGAUGUGUUUUGUUUUUUAGCGGUAAAGACUUAUGACUUAUGAAAACGGAAGGAGGUUAAGUCUUCUGUGAGAUGAGGGGCGCGGAAUUUACGGAAAAUGUUUGAUUAAAUGUCUUAGAUAUCCAUUCUUAACUAGAAAUACAGACUAAUUGAGCUAGCACGAGAUAGAAAUCACUACAAUGAAUUUUCUGAAUGGCGUAAUUUUCAUAUAACUGUUUAAUUCGCUCCUCGACUUUGAGGACUUAGGCGAAUAGUUGUGUUCUUUCUGACGAAAGUCACGAAAAGUAAGUUCUUUAGAGAAGAUUAACGUUGAUAUAUUUGAAUUUUAACAGGUGCUACAUAGUUUUAAACAUAAAUUAAUUGUGGUAUUUUCUGUCUUCACGUUCAUAUAGCAUUAUCCAAAUUUUACUUCAAGUUGUAUACUAGUUCACAUGAGCAUUUGAUGUCAGGUUUGGCGCGAGUAAUCGUUGUCUUAUACUCGAUGUGUGUAGCGUUUUGGAUAUUGGACAAAUACUUGACAUUUUUAAUAAGAAGUAUUUGAUAUUUUAGAUAAUCCGAGUAUUUUUGUAAUUUGUGGCAUAGAUGUGAUUUAGUGGGCAUUUGAAGGCAAGUUUUGGAAUUGUUCUUUUUGUAUCAUUCUUCUGUGGAUUUGUAGAAUUGAGUGUUUUCAUUCAGACUGUCAUUUAGACGAUACGAUACCAAAAGAGUUUUUUUUUCUUCUUCAUAUUCUCAUAUAUGUCCAUGUCUGUUGAGAUGUAUGCAAAAUGCAUUACAUAAGAAUUUGUAGGUUACCAAAUUUUUCAUCUUGGAAUUGUGUUUCUCAAAGUUUUGUGAUUUAUGGAUGGUAUAACUUUCGAUGGAUUUUGUGUGAAUUUGAUGGAAUUUGUGGAACUAAAUUGAAACAUUUUGUGAAUAAAAUUUGUACAUUUUGUGAACGAUGAAGUUUGUAAACAUAGAGAAUAACUAUUUUUGCUAGAGAAUUUGGAGAAAAGGACAAUUUUUGAGGUAAACCUUAUUUGAGAUAUUGCACAUUUUAUGGGGAUCAUCUUGCUGUAUGUUCGUAGUUGAAGCAUUAUUGAAUUUUGCAUUUGUUCAGUAGAAGUUUUAAAAAGUAUAGGCCUUUGUUCCGUGUGAUUUUCAAGCAUGUGUUCCGUCUUUCUUGAAAGAUUUGUCCUAGAGUUAGCGGAUUUUUUGCCCUGUGAAAUUACAUUUGAGUUGAGCUCAAAUAUUUAUUCUUGUUUCAAAUCUUGUUACACUGCUCACGAAGACAGUUAUAACUUUUUGUAUAAACCAAGAAGUCUUCUAUUUUCUAUAUUCUAUGCUACUUGCAACAUAUCACAUAUUUAUUCAUAUAUUUGAAUAAUUGUUUUUGUUAUAACUAAGGAAAUAUGAUUAAUUUCAAGUUAUUAACAUUUUAAUUAAUUGCAAGUUUUUAAGUUGAAUUGGAUUUCUCUCCGUGCGUUUCAAGAAUUGUUGUCUUUAUAUACAACAGAGAAAGAAAGGCGGUCAAAAUCUUUAAAUAACUUUCUUUUCUUGCCCCUUCUUGUGAAUAAAAUUAUAAAUUGUACCUUUCUUCUCUUACUUUUCCUAUGAAGAAGAUAACUCUGUAAAUUAAUUUUUUUCUUCCCCUGCCUGUGAAUAGAAUAAUUCUGUAAAAUAAAUUCUGUAAAAUAAAUUUCCUUCCUGAACUUGUGAAUAGAAUUACGAUUGUAAAUGAAACUUAAAUUAUCAACUAAUUCGUCCUGUACAUAAAAAAGGAACUUUUGACCAUUUUUUGAUCUUCUUCAUCGUUCGUCCACCUGAAAUAAUUAGGAUAUUGACCCUCUUAUGAUCAUUCCAAAGGAACCAGUUCUCGAACUGGUAUUGUAAAUAAGAAUAGCGUCAGAGACUGACCAUAGAUGCUUUGAAAAGUCGUAUUUGUAGUUAUUUUGUGUUCGAUUUGAAAUGAUUUGAUUGUAUUUAACGCUUAGCAGAUUUCAUGUUUUUCAUAGUCUGAUUUACUCUAGGUUAAUGUUCAAUGGUAUCGCGUAGUAUGUAGUUCUUUUAUGAAUUUGAGCUUGUAUCUUUCUUAUAAUCAUGGACUGAUGUCUCGUAUAUAUAUUUUUUUCUUUUCUCUAUCCAGAUUUACCGAAACUUUGCCUGUAUUAUAUUCAUUCGUGUCGAUAGUUGUUUUUGAGGUGCUAAAUCUAUGAAAAAUGUUAACUAUUAUCAGAACUGCGUUUUCAGUAACUUGUUUAUUAAUGUGUGCCUGAAAUUGUGUAUCGUGUGAAGGGGUUAGAGCGAGGAGGUACGCACAUUAGAUGGUUAUUCGAAAAAUGUCAUUACGUCGCACAUCAGCGAGGCGUCUGUCAGUACAAGUAUAUAUAUAGAUAUAUAAAUAUAUAUAUAUUUGCAUAUAUGCAAAUUUUUAGCAUGAGGAUAUCAUGUAGCGGAAUUGUUCUUUUUCUAGCGAUUGAGAGUUUAGUCUUGACAGAGAGCUGUUCAGUUUCAUUGAAGUUAGUGUUGUACUCUGUAUUUUAUCUCUGUCAUUUCAAUAUAAGUGCAUUUUUGCCACUUUUACGUGCCGGUUUUGUUUUAGGAAAAUAUAUAUAUAUUUUUUUUGUGUUCUUGAUUUGGGGUAUGAUUAGCAAAGGCAUAUUAAUUAGGCUGUGUUUUUUAGUCGAGAUUUUAUUGGUGUUUUGUAGAAAUUUAGCGUUGAUUGCAUAUGACAGUUUCAGUGAGACGUUUCGUUUCGUGAAUAUAUAAAUAUAUAUAUAUAUAUGAUGUGUAGUGAUGUUUGAGACACUAAUAUAGGCUUCCAAGUUGAUACAACAUUUCUAGCAAUGGCACGAUCGAUUUUGUGCUGGGCUAAAAUUACCUUGACUGGUGCGUGUACAAUUUUCGAAAUGAAUUUCUUGAUAAUUUUCAAAGAAAAUGCUAUUUUCCCUUUUGUAAUCCACAAAAAGGGUCCAUUGAAGUGAAAGGAUGUUAUUUUAAACCGAGAGUUGUGAAUCAAUGAAUAUUGAUGAAUUUUGGGGUAUUUGUAGUUGUUAUCCAAAAAUAUCCAAGAAUGUACCGUAUGUGUAGACUAUGUUUGGAGUUUUUAAGGUUAUGAUGGUUAAAAAAUACUGGACAGCUUGAUCAAGUAAAUUGGUUAUGACUUGUCAUUGUCCGUUUGAUAAAAAGGGACUUAAGACCUUUUUACACAUAUUGGUGUAACCAUCCAAGUUUA